Schistosoma spindalis is the source of this 979-nucleotide messenger RNA. The record is from the annotation of a GenBank genome assembly. NCBI's taxonomy places the organism in Eukaryota, Metazoa, Platyhelminthes, Trematoda, Strigeidida, Schistosomatidae.
CAUUGUAAACAUUUCAAUGGAUGAUAUAUACAUAUUGAUUUAAUAAAGUUCACUAGUAAUAGAAUAGACGGAUUACUCAAUAAAGAAAACAUAUAUAAAUGAAAUAUCUAAUCUAUUGUCAUUUAAAUCUUAAAGUAUACUAACCUUACAAAGAAUGAGAAAAUCUAUGGCAAUGAAAUAUACAAUACUUCUUUUAGUUAUACUUCAAAUGAUAUCUAUUAGGUCACAAGAUACACAGUCUAAAGAUAAAUCAAACAGUGACAAUUCCAGAUCACGUAAUUUAUACUUGGGUGUAGUGAUAGUGGUUAUAUUUGGUGUUUGUUUAUUGAUCAUAAUUAUUAUUGCAAUUAUUUGUUUUCGUGAACAUAAACAACCAAUCAUUGAUCCAGUAACAGUAAUUCAAGCUAUGUAAACAAUGUGUAUCAUUACAAACUUUCAUAUUUUAAAGAAUGCUGUUAUUACUAUUAUUAUUGUAAACAUUUUCUUUAUUCUAUCAUAACAUUGACUUAUCUAAUAUGUAUAUAAUUCGUCUUACUUUAUUUUUAUUCUGGUUAGUAUUUUUUGUUAGCAAGAUUUUAUUUUCUCUACAGGAUGGGGUUGCCAACCACAUAUCCAACCUUCCUAGUUUAUCUGGGCUUUGGAUUGGUAGUCACUUUAGAAGAGUUACAGGUGGAGUUUAUCUAAUAUCUAUUACAAGACAAAAUAAUAAAAGAAGAUAAAUUAGACAUAUUAUAGAUGAAAUAAACUAUUCUUAUCAAGAUAUCGUUUUUUUUUUCAUUUUGGUGAACUUUUCACUGAACCAAUCUUUCUUAAUUGGUAUAUUUCGUUUAGUUACUAUUUUGUUGAUCAGUAGUAUAUGAGUAAAUCAUAAAAAAUAAAGUAUACAUAUAUUUGGUUUUUUAUAAAUAUUGUUGAAUGUUUUCAAAAUGUAGUUUUCGUUAAUGAAAUGAGAAGACGAAGGUUAUUAGAAUUAUGUAAU